AUUAUCGCGGUGUACCUCUUUGGCUGCGGCCCCCUUAUCCUAUCUGAGUCACCCGGUCUGUGUCUUGUUCGAGCCUUUCCCGACUCUGAUACAACAAGAAACGAAUAAGCCACGCUUUCCCGUCACUUGAACAAGUACCUAGCCCACCUGCUUACUUUCCUAAGUCCUGUACUUCUUUCACCACUGUGCCGUCAUACAGAGACAAAGCAAUCUCUCAACUCGCAAACAGCGAAAUCAGGAAGAAACACAAGACCUACCAUCAUCUUACCUAAUCAUCAUCUGUCCGACGUGACUCAAUCACCUCUCCAGACCUCUCCCUUCACGUAUUUCCAUCCUAUUCUUGAACCUACGGACAGCCAUUCUUCUACUGUCCAGUAUUCAUUGUUCAUCAAGCAGCCUUCGUCCUUGCAUCAUUAUUUUUCGCCUUAUAUCUUUAAUCCAUCCGUGUUGAUACCGUCAUCGACCCUUAAAUACCGUGUUCCUUUUCUUUUGAAGACGUCCCUAUCGAACCGUAUUCCUUGUUCCUUGGAAAUAGAUCUACUCCAAACCGUAGUCUACGUCCGAUCAAAGCCAACCUCAUAUACUAUCAAUCGUUUUGAACCAUCGUAUCCGGUCGACCAACCCACUUUUCAUCAUGGCUUUUGAUCAAGCUCGAGAUCUCCGAAGCUUCGCCCAGGACUCGAAGCGUUUCAAGCAGCACGUAGAAAAGUGGUCUCGGGGAUCUCGGCCCUCGGCUGGAUGCAAGUACAACCGGUCAGACGACACGAUCAUCACAGGAAGCCAAAGCCAACGUGAAAAACUUCGACCCGAGGGACUCAACCAUCACUCCAACCGUCUAGCAAACCAGAAUAUCGUCAAGCCUCGCGAUAAGGACCGAUACCACCUCCGAUCAAGCUACUCGCGGGUCAAAAUAGACACGUUACAAGAGUUGCACGACCCGUCCAACAUUUCGCGAUCCCUCUACGAUCUUCUACCGUCGCCUCAGAGCCGACGAAGUUCUAUCGUUUCGGAUAAUGUUCUCUAUAGCUUCGACAGGGUUGACAGUCCAGGCAGACCGUUAACGCUAGACGCCUUUGUAAAGACCAAUCCUAAGGAGACGGAGAAGUUCGUAGAGAAGGAGUACGAGAUACUCGACCAAAAUGGAGAUGCUCUGAAAGGCCGAAAGGCCCGACAGAAUCUCCGUCGACGGAACCACGCGUCAGCAGCACAGGAACCCGAUAUUAUUGAGGACGACGGCUUCGAGCUCGUAUAAAUAAUAUCUCAGCUAUACUCGGCUCGGGGCAAAUAGUACGGCACAGGCCCUAUAUACCGUGUGGUUGGAGGCUUUCUGGUAAUAUUCAAUAUGACCGAUACGAUUCUUUUCUUUUU
Messenger RNA from Daldinia caldariorum, 1368 nucleotides. RefSeq lists its product as uncharacterized. NCBI's taxonomy places the organism in Eukaryota, Fungi, Ascomycota, Sordariomycetes, Xylariales, Hypoxylaceae. The record is from RefSeq and is a predicted model, not a curated record. The transcript has 2 exons. Bases 635 to 1252 code for a protein of 205 amino acids.